AUGUCAGCGAACGAAAUUACCCCCGUCCGAAGCGGGAUCCCUCCCCUCCUAAAUUGUCCAUUCGAGAUUAGGCUGAUGAUCUACCGGCACUUAAUUCCAUCAAUCGACCCUUCAGCAGACUUCGACUGGACAUCGGCUUGGGAUCCAAACCACCCAAAAUCUCGCUGUGAAGAGCACAAACUGUACUCGCCGCCUAUCCUUCACACGAAUCAAAUGAUCUAUCGAGAAGUUUUGAACGAACUCUACUGUUUCUUGCCUUAUCGGUCGUCAAUCAGCAACUACGGUAUACGAUUCUUGGGCUACACAUUCAUACAGCCACCACCAGCUUUCCAGUAUAUCCACACUCUGGAUCUCAUGAUUCAAAUCAACAGCUUCUCUCAUUCAAAGAUUGCGAAUAUCUUGAAAUCAUGCGUGGAGACCACCUGCGCGAAUGGUCAAUUACGUCGAUUACAAAUCGGUCUCUCCUUCAGCUUGCAAUGUUUCCAAACGAAUAGGGGGAACCCUAGUGAUCUUUGCAAAGUGCUGGAGAAGAAUCUCUACCCGUUGAGGAGGAAUCUUCGGCACUUGAAUCAGUUUGUGGUGAGAACGUUGACGGACGAAGAUAUAUCGAGUCCUAAUCGGAGUGUCUCGGAUUCGUAUCUGGUACAAAGAGAGGAAUUCUUGCAUACGGUUCAAGGAUUCAUGAACCAGAUGACUAGGGAGGUGAUGGGACGUUGUAGUCCUUAG
Messenger RNA from Sclerotinia borealis F-4128, 726 nucleotides. Lineage: Eukaryota; Fungi; Ascomycota; Leotiomycetes; Helotiales; Sclerotiniaceae. The record is from the annotation of a GenBank genome assembly.